This is a messenger RNA of Strigops habroptila (Kakapo), 1130 nucleotides long. RefSeq names its product fatty acid 2-hydroxylase-like. The record is from RefSeq and is a predicted model, not a curated record. The transcript is spliced from 7 exons. Lineage: Eukaryota; Metazoa; Chordata; Aves; Psittaciformes; Psittacidae. Gene Ontology annotation, biological process: fatty acid metabolic process; lipid biosynthetic process. Gene Ontology annotation, cellular component: membrane; endoplasmic reticulum. Gene Ontology annotation, molecular function: iron ion binding; fatty acid 2-hydroxylase activity; heme binding. Bases 1 to 1128 code for a protein of 375 amino acids.
AUGGCGUCGCCACCAUCUGCGUCGCCGCGGUCGUUCAGCGCCGCCGAGGUGCGGGUUCGCUGCGCGCAGGGCGCCUGCCUCGUGUCCUGCUGCCGCCGCCUCUACGACCUGAGCGGGUUCGUGCGGCUGCACCCGGGCGGGGAGCAGCUGCUGCGCCGCCGGGCGGGCACCGACGUGAGCGCCGCACUGGACGGGCCGCCGCACCGGCAUUCGGACAACGCCCGCCGCUGGCUGGAGCAGUACUACGUGGGGGAGAUGGAGCCUGGCGAGGAGCAGAGCCCUGCUGAGCCAGUGGAUGAGCAGGUGGCAGAUGCUGCAGCCAAGACCCCAACACAGAUGGAUCCUCGCUGUAAAAUAGUGGAUGUGGAGAAGGACCUGGUGGACUGGCAGAAGCCCUUACUGUGGCAGGUGGGCUACCUGGGGGAGAAGUAUGACGAGUGGGUACACCAGCCUGUAGAUCGUCCCAUCCGCCUCUUCUACUUGGAUUUCCUCGAGUCCCUCUCCAAGACAGCAUGGUAUGUGGUGUUCAUGGUGUGGGCUCCCGUGGUGCUCUAUCUCAGCUGGGUCAGCUACACCUCCCUUGCCCAGGGCAACACCAGGCUCUUCUCAUCCUUCACCACAGAGUACUCCAUCCCCGUCCACAAAUACUACUUCCCCUUCAUCUUCCUCCUGGGGAUGUUCCUGUGGUCCCUGCUAGAGUACCUCAUCCAUCGCUUUGUCUUCCACAUGAAGCCACCUGCUAGUAACUACUAUCUCAUCACCCUGCAUUUCUUGCUGCACGGGCAGCAUCACAAGUCUCCCUUUGACAGCUCCCGCCUGGUGUUCCCUCCUGUACCAGCCUCGCUAGUGAUCGGCUUCUUCUAUGGCGUCCUGCAGCUCCUGCUGCCCGAGGCGCUGGGGCUCUCGGUGUUUGUUGGGGGGCUCUGCGGCUACGUCAUCUACGACAUGAUGCACUAUUACCUCCACUACGGAUCACCAAAGAAGGGCACCUACCUGUAUGGCCUGAAGGCUUAUCAUGUCAAGCACCACUUUGAACACCAAAAAUCAGGCUUCGGCAUCACCACUCACUUUUGGGAUCAUCCCUUCGGGACGCUCAUCCCUGAGGAGACCUUUGAGAAGGAGGACUGAUG